UCCUCCAGUGUGGCGCCACUACUCACAACGUGACAACUGCUCACCACGUGAAAACACUGCUCUCUUUCUCAGUCAAUUAACCAAUCCAGCACUCCGUGAUUAAUGUUGUGGGAUGAGGCUGGCGGGUCCUGUGGUGGGACUAGUUCACCUCCUCUACUGAAGACAACUUUGUAACCUCUGGCCAGGACUACCACCACAGUGCGUUGGUCUUGUGAAGGGAGACCACAGACCUUGACCAAGGUGUACUGGGUGAUUUUGUGAGUAAACUGCAGGAAGAAUAGAGCGAGAUUACGAUGUCAGUUUAACAGAAAAUGAGGCAAGGAUUCUGUGGAUUCCAAGAAAAUCAAAAGCAAAUAAAUCUACUUAAUAUGUUAAGCAAGAUCAUUUAUCAUGUGUUCUCCAGGCGUGGUUACAGCCGCCAUGGCGCCCAAGACUCGCAUACUACUUUACUUACAUCAGUGUGGCUAAUAUCUGCAGACAUCUGUGUGGCUAAUAUCUGCAGACAUCUGUGUGGCUAAUAUCUGCAGACAUCUGUGUGGCUAAUAUCUGCAGACAUCUGUGUGGCUAAUAUCUGCAGCACCGUUGUCGCCAUGAGCCGCCAGCCCGCCACCAUCGUCCUCACUCCUGCCAUGGAGCGGAGGUUCUCCAAGGAGAGAAAGAAGGCAGCUAUGGUCACUCAGGAGAAUGUUAGCCUCAAAUCGAUCCAGGAACGCAGGGAACGCCUGGAAGCCUUACUCCAGAGUCGCCGCUUGCCGCCAAUUUCUCCAGCUUCCUCCAGCACCACUAGCAGCAGGAGCAACGGCAACACCCCCGCUAACAGUAGGACCAACGGCAAUACCCCUGUUAACAGUAGAACCAACGGCAACACCCCCGUUAACAGUAGAACCAACGGCAACACCCCCGUUAACAGCAAGACCAACGACAACACCCCCGCUAACAGCAGGACCAACGGCAACACUCCUGCCGUCAGCAAGUCCUCGAGCAGGUCUCCUAGCACGUCCCUCUCGCCAAACUGGAAGGAAGAGACCAAGCCCGAGAAGCUGCCAACACCGCAGCCUAGAAUACCUAAAAUACAACUCGCACCCAUACAACCUCCAAAAGGCCGCAUGAGUCGAGCGCAGGAAGUGAGGCUACAACAGCAGCAACGGAAGGAGAGGCUGGAACUGAACCUCCAGCAGCAGCAGAUUAAGCACCAACAGCAAAAGCAGCUGCAGCAGCAGCAGAUACAGAAGCAACAGAAGAUUAAGGAGGAGAGGGCGCAACGAGCGAAGGAGGCAAAGGAGGAGCGAGUUGCGCACCCGGCACCACCGCAGGUGAAGGAAGAGGAGGAAAAGGAACGCACCUCUCACCCGGCCACGCUGGAACAGAUGCAGCAAAUGCAUGAACAGAUGACCGCAGAAAUACACCUCCUCAUGCAGCAACAGAUGCAGAAAAUGCAGCAGCUGUUACAACAGAAGAAGGAACACCAGAUGCGCAAACAGAAGAAACAGGAGUAUCAAGAGCAGCAGAGAAUGCAACAAAGAAUGCAAGAGUCCGUCGAGGAGGAGAACAAGAAGAGAACAGCACCAGAUGAAGACUCUGAUCCUGACCCUCCUGGGCCUGAUGCUCCUCCCUCUCCCAGUCUUGAUAGUCUUCCUACGACCGUCCAAGAUGAGGAAGGAAGUCAAAUAACCGGAAACGCUCAAGAAGAAGUUACUGAUGAUCCCAAGGACAAAGAAGAAAAUGUGGAAGGAGCGGGAGUGAAUGAUGAAGGACCGCCAGAUGAAGCAGCAGGUGAAGCAGCAGGUGAAGCAGCAGGUGAAGCAGCAGGUGAAGCAGAAGAACAAGAGGAGGAGGAAGAUGACAUCUCAGAUGAGGUGGAGGAGCUGGUGGCAGGUAUCGGCAGUGAGGACCGGCGCCGCCAGCUGGCCAACACAGAGAAGGCCCGGGCUCUCCUCUCCUCCAGUAAGCCCCCCAUCAGGCAGCUCAUCCAGGCCGGCAUACUUCCACCGCUCGUCGCCUGUAUGGACAAGAGUGACAGUCCGGAGCUGCAGGUGGAGGCGGCGUGGGCCGUGACCAACAUCGCCUCCGGAGCCUCCAAGAACACCAGGGCGGUUGUCGAGGCGGGAGCGGUGACGGUGCUGGUGCGGCUGCUGGCCUCCCCGGACAUGUGCGUCAAGGAGCAGGCCGUGUGGGCGCUGGCCAACAUUGUGGGAGACGGCGCCCAGUACAGGGACACGGCCAUCAAGGAGGGCAUCGUCAAGCCUCUCAUCAACCUCCUCCAUAUUACUACGCCAUUGUCGCUACGGCGUCAGGUGUGUUGGGUGAUCACCAACCUCUUCCGUGUCAAGAACCCGACCAUCUCCCCCGAGGAGCGCCGGGAGUGUGCCCACGCACUCAAGGAGCUGGUGGGCCACCUCGACACCCAGGUCCAAGCUGACGCUCUGUGGGGCGUGGCCUACUACGCGGACAUGGGCCACAAGGCCAUCGACGAGCUGGUGGAGUGCGGCCUGGUGCGCGACAUGGUGCAGCGCCUCUACUCUGACAACGAGAGGGUCGUCACUGCCGCCCUCAGGGCUACCGGCAGCGUAGCGGCCGGCACUAAUGAACAAACAGACGCUGUAGUGCAGGCGGGGGCUCUACCCAUCUAUCGGGAGAUGGUGAAUCGUGACAACCCAGGCGUGGCCAGAGAGGCUGCCUGGAUCCUCUCCAAUAUUACCGCUGGCACAGCCCGCCAUAUUCAGCUCGUUAUCGACGUCCAGGUGGUUCCCGCUCUAAUUGCUGCCUUGGAGAAGAACGAUGCGGAGCUUCGGAAGGAGGCGACGUGGGCGUUGUCAAACCUGACGUCUGGGUGCACGACGGAGCAGCUGGGAGUGCUGGUGAACAUGGGUCUGGUAGCCGCCUUCUGCACGGUCCUGGCUGGUGACGACCCCGGCAUGGUGCUCGUCGCUCUCGACGCUUUCAAUAACAUCUUCAAGAAAACCGAGAAGGAUGAGCCCAUCGUGCGGAUGGUGGAGAGUCACGGGGGCGUGAAGAGCCUCCAGGCCCUGGAGACACACCAGGAGGCUCAGAUCUCCAAGAUGGCCACGUAUCUAAUGCAGUCCUUCUUCCAGAAUGUCAAAAGUGGCUAGUGGGAAGUACCUUACCGGAGAGACGCUGACCACUAGACAAAGACUGGAAGAUGCUCACUUUUGUGCCUUAAUUCUUUAACGUGUCAGGAGCAACCAGCUUUGUCCUUGUGUUGGGAUGAUUAAUAUAUUUCAACUCAUCCUCCUAUUUAAAAUGUACGUUUUGUAACUAUGUACACCAUAGUACAAAUAUUGACAUACUAAGCAAUUAAUAGAAUUUUGUAUUAUUAACUAGUCCGAAAAAUUAAGCUAAAAAAGCAACUCAAAUAUUCCUAUUAAAGCGGACACAUGUACUAUAUUGGGUCUCAGAUAGCGUGUAUUAGGCCCAGGAAGGUUAGGUUAGUUUAUCUUGGCGACAUAGAACAAAAAUUCCGGUUUCUCCAAAUUCAGUCGUACUGUACCGGGUUGCCCCCUCCCCGCUCAGCUCGUUGUCGCCGUGUGGGGGCUUAGUGGGCGGCUGCCGGAGUGUGAUGCUCCUUGGGACAGUCCUCUGUCCUUUUCUAGC
This is a messenger RNA of Procambarus clarkii (red swamp crayfish), 3612 nucleotides long. Its product is annotated as importin subunit alpha-1. NCBI's taxonomy places the organism in Eukaryota, Metazoa, Arthropoda, Malacostraca, Decapoda, Cambaridae. Gene Ontology annotation, molecular function: nuclear import signal receptor activity; protein binding. The record is from RefSeq and is a predicted model, not a curated record. Gene Ontology annotation, cellular component: nucleus. Gene Ontology annotation, biological process: NLS-bearing protein import into nucleus.